Messenger RNA from Naegleria gruberi, 1206 nucleotides. RefSeq lists its product as uncharacterized. Gene Ontology annotation, molecular function: small GTPase binding; GTPase activator activity. Gene Ontology annotation, cellular component: cytosol; nucleus; perinuclear region of cytoplasm. Lineage: Eukaryota; Heterolobosea; Eutetramitea; Acrasida; Naegleriidae. Gene Ontology annotation, biological process: activation of GTPase activity; nucleocytoplasmic transport. The coding region runs from base 1 to 1206 and encodes 401 amino acids. The transcript has a single exon. The record is from RefSeq and is a predicted model, not a curated record.
AUGAGUAAACGAAAAUUAGAUGCAAUAACCGAAGGAUUCGUCCAACUUUCGGAUACAAGAAGGAAGAAACUUUCCAAUUCCGUCUUUUCUAAUGAUGUGCUCUAUGAAAUUCUUUCCUUCCUCGAUGAUUUUAAAUUUAUUGUCACGACUUGCACUUUAGUUUCUUCACAAUUUGCAAACAUUUCGAAAAAAUUAAAACUUUCCUUGUAUUGUGAAAAUGACAUGAAAUUAAAAGGUCAAUUUUUACAAAAUAUUCAAAGUUUGACAGUGAAUAGAAGGAAUAGGAUAAUUGCAUUCGAUUGCCAGUUAUUUAAUUUAAUGAAAGAUAUAAGUACACUGAAUGUCAGUGAAAACACUUUUGAAAAUGGUCAUUGCAAAUAUAUUGGUCAACUGAAACAUUUAACUAAUUUGGAUAUUAGUAUUAAUUUGAUUGGAGAUGAAGGUGUUGGAUAUUUGAGGAAAUUGAAGCAAUUGACUAAUUUAAAUAUAAGUAACAACAUGAUUGGGGAGAAAGGAGCUCAGUAUAUUGGAAAAAUGAAACAGUUGACUUGUCUUAAUAUUAAUAGUAAUCAUAUUGGAAGUGAAGGAGUCAAAUUUUUAAAGGAAUUGAAAGAAUUACGUACUCUCGACAUGGUUUACUGUUAUAUUGGUGAAGUGGGGGCGAAAUAUUUGAGUGAAAUGAAGCAAUUAACUCACCUCGAUGUUGAAUGCAAUAAUAUUAAUGGAGGAGCUAAAUAUUUGGGUGAAUUGAAAGAAUUGACCUAUCUUAAUGCCAAGUAUAAUAUAUUAGGAGAUGACGUAAGAUAUUUAAGUAGACUUGAAUUGUUAACUGAUCUGAAUGUUGCUAAUAAUGGUAUUAGUGCAAAAGGCGCAAAAUUUAUCAGUGAAAUGAAUCGAUUGGUCAAUCUUAAUAUUGGACACAAUAAUAUUGGUAAAGAAGGAGCUAAAUUUAUCAGUCAAAUGAAAAAAUUAACUUGUCUGGAUAUUAGUUGUAACAGUAUUCAAGACGAAGGAGCUAAAUGCAUUAGCGAAAUGAAGCAGUUGACUAGUCUUAAUAUUAAUUCUAAUAAUAUUAAUAAGAAAGGAGCCAAUUAUAUUGCUGAAAUGAACCAAUUGACUUACCUCAAAAUUCGUUUCAAUAUUGGAGACAAUGGUGCCAGAAAUAUUUUGAAACAAUUACCUAAUCUAAUUGAUGAUUCUUUGUAA